CAAAAUUAUGCCAUCACUCGAGAGUCCACAAGCGUCACCUUUUGCCGAGAAACACCUUUCCUUGCAAACUCUGAGCGCUCUGCAAAGCUUGAGGUUUUUACUUGCAGCGACAUGAAAUUCUCCCGCAAACACAAUUCCGAGACAACCUCAAAAACAUUAUUCCUCAAGAAUCCUUUAUCAAAGCUGUCGUGUUCCAGAUCCUACGAUGCCUAACAGAUAUAAGAAAAUAAAACCCUGAAAUGGCUGUGGCAAGCAAAGCAGAGAUUCAUCCUGUGGCCACUGAUUUGAUCGAUUUCUUGAAUGCUUCUCCCACAGCAUUCCAUGCCGUCGAUGAGGCCAAGGGGCGGUUGAAGCAAGCCGGUUAUGAGCAGCUAUUCGAAAGAGAGGAUUGGAAAUUACAGGAAGGUGGGAAGUACUUUUUUACGCGCAAUUAUUCAACCAUUAUUGCAUUCGCCAUUGGCCAAAAGUACACUGCAGGGAAUGGUUUUCACAUAGUAGGUGCUCAUACAGACAGCCCUUGUCUUAAAUUGAAGCCCUGUUCUAAGGUUAGUAAAGGGGGAUUUCUGGGAGUUGCUGUUCAAACAUAUGGAAGUGGAUUGUGGCACACUUGGUUUGACCGAGAUUUGACAGUUGCUGGCAGGGUGAUUCUAAAGCAAAAUAUUGAUGAUGCUAUUUCAUACAGGCAUAAGCUUGUUAGGAUCCACGAGCCUAUUCUCCGAUUACCCACUCUUGCUAUUCACUUAGACAGGGGUUUAAAUGAUGAAUUUAAAGUUAAUACACAGUCUCACCUUCUACCAGUUCUGGCAACAGCUAUCAAGGCUGAAGUUGAUAGGCAAGGAUAUAAAAAGGACAAAUGCAUGUCAAAAACAAAUUGUGACCAAAACUCAGAGAAAGAUCAAAAGGCUGCAGAAGGUGGAGAUUCAGAAAAUAAGAAGCAUCAUCUGCUUUUACUAGAGUUACUGGCCAGUGAGCUUAGUUGCAAACCAGAGGAAAUUUGUGAUUUUGAAUUGCAACUAUGUGACAUACAACCAAGCGUGUUUGCUGGUGUUGAAAAGGAGUUUAUAUUUUCAGGCCGUCUUGACAAUCUAUGCAUGUCAUUUUGUUCUCUCAAGGUGUGAAGGAGACUGUAAUGG
Messenger RNA from Cryptomeria japonica (Japanese cedar), 1133 nucleotides. Its product is annotated as probable aspartyl aminopeptidase. The transcript has 9 exons. NCBI's taxonomy places the organism in Eukaryota, Viridiplantae, Streptophyta, Pinopsida, Cupressales, Cupressaceae. The record is from RefSeq and is a predicted model, not a curated record. Gene Ontology annotation, biological process: proteolysis. The coding region runs from base 240 to 1118 and encodes 292 amino acids. Gene Ontology annotation, molecular function: aminopeptidase activity; zinc ion binding.